AAAUGAUAAAAAUGCGAGCAGCUCAACUUCCAAUGCUACAAAAACGGCUGUAUCGGGUGAAGGAGCGAUUCUCAUCAGAAGAUGCUCUCGAGCGCAAUGUUAUUGCAUCACUCGACGCUGUUCCAUUGGAGUCGAUACGACGCUUUGCCAUGCAGUCCACAAGAUAUAUCGAUGCUUAUCAUAAUGGCCUCAAUGGCGCACAGGCUGCAUGGGCAAUAAAAAAUUUCAUGUUUGAUCAUUUCCCAUCAACAAAUUAGUAUUCCACUUUUCUGAAACUCAUUUGUUAUUAUGCAACCUCUUAAUCUACCU
Messenger RNA from Suillus subalutaceus, 309 nucleotides. RefSeq lists its product as uncharacterized. The transcript has 3 exons. The record is from RefSeq and is a predicted model, not a curated record. The coding region runs from base 33 to 257 and encodes 74 amino acids. NCBI's taxonomy places the organism in Eukaryota, Fungi, Basidiomycota, Agaricomycetes, Boletales, Suillaceae.